This is a messenger RNA of Dreissena polymorpha, 603 nucleotides long. Its product is annotated as deoxyuridine 5'-triphosphate nucleotidohydrolase-like. Gene Ontology annotation, molecular function: dUTP diphosphatase activity; magnesium ion binding. The record is from RefSeq and is a predicted model, not a curated record. NCBI's taxonomy places the organism in Eukaryota, Metazoa, Mollusca, Bivalvia, Myida, Dreissenidae. The coding region runs from base 77 to 586 and encodes 169 amino acids. Gene Ontology annotation, biological process: dUMP biosynthetic process; dUTP catabolic process. The transcript is spliced from 6 exons.
CUCCCUUGUAAGUAUUAUUUCGCGCGAAAUUGAUUGUUCAUUUUGAAGCGCCAAAAUCAAGUCGAUAAACAAUACAAUGCCGGUCGAAGUGGAAAGGCAAAUAUCUGAAGGCAUAGAACCUUUGGCAAAGAAACCUUGCAUUGACGACUCGAUGGCCGGACCAGUGUUGAGAUUUGCAAAGCUGACAGCAAAGGCUUUCACACCAACACGGGGAUCCAAGCUCGCCGCGGGUUACGAUUUAUACAGUGCCUACGAUGCUGUGAUCCCUGCCCGUGGCAAGGCCGUGGUGAAAACUGACAUCCAGAUCUCACUCCCUGAUGGCUGCUAUGGAAGAGUUGCACCCAUGUCUGGUCUGGCAGCAAAAAACUUCAUUGAUGUUGGUGCUGGAGUUAUUGAUCAGGACUACCGGGGAAACGUUGGAGUUGUGAUGUUCAACUUCGGAGAUGCUGACUUUGAAGUGAAGGCAGGAGACCGUAUAGCCCAGCUGAUCUGUGAGCGGAUAUAUCUGCCAGACCCUAUAGAAGAAAAGUCGUUAGACGAUACAGACCGCGGUAGUGGUGGAUUUGGCUCAACUGGCACAAAAUAGCUGCAGAUGAUGGACUG